UUUUAUUAUCUUUUAUCGUUUAUUUUUACGUAUACGUAUACAGUUACAAAGUUGUGAAAAUUAAAAAAAAAUACAUGUAUUCGUGCAACAAUAAACGUGUGUUGCAAAAAUUAGAAAGUAAUUGUAUAUAAUUUAAAUUUUUCACUGUCGAUAAUAAAAUCUUUGUUAUCCUCGGUACAGCCAAAACGGUUGGUAAUGUCAUCGUUCCCCCCUCCCCCCCGGGCCCACUUGACAGUCGCGAAAAUUCGUCUUCUGAGUUUCUGACCGACAGUCCAGUCUUUAUUUAAUAUAUUAAGUAAUAACCUCGGUCGGCGCCUUUAGCUUCUUACGAAAUCUCGUAUUUGGUAGAGUUUUCAUGAAGCUGUUGGGGAAGUUGAUCCCCGGUCAUUUGGCACAGCGACGUUGCUCUCUCGCGACAGAAUCACUUGGGUGAUCGACGAAUGACGAUUCUCACUGCCGUUGACUUGAUCCGACCUGAUCCACCUGCAGUCCCAAGAAGGAUAUCUUGGUUAUCGUUCGCGUGAAUCCACAACGAAUGAUGGAGUUUGCGUUUCGCCUGGCAGAUAUCUGCUGACCGAGAAAGAACACACAUGCUUUAUAUUGCAGCGAACCGACGUAGAGUCUCUGUCAUGACUUGAGUCGUGCCACCGUCGCGAUAACAUAUUCCGAAAUAAAUGCUCGAAGGACACCAAGGGGAGGCGGAUGAGAAGCAGUAGUUGCUGCAGCAACUCAAUCGGAAAGGAUGCCGGUCGGUGUGUUCCCAGCCCUCAAAUUGGGCGUGCUGUUCGUCAAGCAGAUCAGUAAACCCCUGGCCAAGUUUCUCGUCAAUCAGGCGAAGAGCCAUGCUAUUUUCAGGACCUAUUUCAUCAUACCGCCCGCUCAGUUUUAUCACUGGGCGGAGGUGAAGGCGAAGAUGUACGUCAUGAACCUCGGCAAGCCCACGAAGGUCGCCAAGCUGAACGAGGCCAUGGCGAUCGAACUGGGCGCCAGUCUGAUGGGCGAGUUGAUCAUCUUCAGCGUAGCCGGGGCGUGCGUGGUGCUGGAGUACAACAGGCAGGUGACGAAGGAGGCGAAGAAGGAGGAGGUCCGCCUGAUGCAGAUACAAAAGUUCACGGACGACAUUCAGGCGUUGCACAACGCCACGCUGCAGCAGGAGGCGCAAAUCCAUUAUCUGCGCAGUGCGGUCAACGAACUGGCGAGGCACACUAAGCACAAGUUAGCCGAGCCAGUGAUUGUCACGCAGCCGGCGGAUGACGGCGGUGACAACGCGAAAGACGACGCGAGGAGGAAUUCUAGUAGCAAAAACUCAACGGAUGCGAAUCCGGGAAGUGAGAGCGCAUCGUUGAUAGAGCGUGGCAUAGUAUAUUAUAACAAAGAAUUGAAAGGGAGUAAGCUUAGUUAAGCGAGGUUUUGUACUCCUUUUUUGGGAUGUACUUAAUAUGUACAUACAUACAUUUUGAAAGUGAACAGAUGUUGGCUAAUAUAUAGGUGCUGGUAUAAAAACAUUCGUAACAUUAAGCUGUACAUAACAAAAUUUGGUUCUGCGUCGUGUAUUGUAAUCUGUUUUUGGAUUGCAAUUAACUCGAUCGUGCUAGUCCUGAGCGAACGUUUAGAUAUACUUCUUCUGUAAAAAUACACCUUGGCACCUUGCCUAUAUGUACGUACAUAUAUAAUUUUAACAUAAAUGUAGAUACGUGUGAUAAUAAAAUUUACAUAAAAAUUUAUAUGUA
Messenger RNA from Wasmannia auropunctata (little fire ant), 1730 nucleotides. RefSeq names its product optic atrophy 3 protein homolog. Gene Ontology annotation, cellular component: mitochondrion. NCBI's taxonomy places the organism in Eukaryota, Metazoa, Arthropoda, Insecta, Hymenoptera, Formicidae. The record is from RefSeq and is a predicted model, not a curated record. Bases 743 to 1402 code for a protein of 219 amino acids. The transcript is spliced from 3 exons. Gene Ontology annotation, biological process: regulation of lipid metabolic process.